UCAGCUUUUAUGUAAACAAUAUUUUUUACUGAUCAAAAGUCGUUCUGAACCACCGCCAACCAAUCUUUGGCUGAAGUAGACGGUUUUCGUCAUACAUUUAUUUUACAACUUUUGAUCGUCGUCGCCCUCGCUUUCGUGUACAUCGACCGUGCUUAUGUUCCGUGGAGAGUAUGCAUGUUGUGUGCGUGUGUGGCAUCGUAUGUGGAAAGUGAAUCUUUAAGCGAAAGAAGAUAAAGGAAAACACGAAGCAUCAUGGAGCAUUGCUACGAUAAAUUUGCAUCGUCUGAGAUGUAAACGUGUUUCAUAAAGGAAAAACUAGUGAUUACAUUCAGUUACUCUCGCUUGUAGCUCGUUUUGCUUCAGCAGCUGACCCGCUUCGAGGUAAAAUCCUAGAGUUCGUCAACACCAACACACGUCGUCGAAGUAUACGGUGCAAGGUGCUUUUUCGUCAUUUUUUACUCCAUUAAUGUGAGAAAAACCCUCCUCCCGUGCAUAGUUGAAGCGUGUGACGUAGGCGAGGCUUUUGUCGUAGAAAGUCUAUUGUUUGUUGCCAGUUGUUGCACGAAAACGGGGCUCAAACCGGUUGCUUUGCCAAGCUGAGCAUCACAAACGGACUCCAAACUGGAACGGGACAGGAAAACUCGAGGCAUCAGCAACACUUCCACCACAGCAAGAAACAACGGUGGAAGUACAUCGCUAGGUGUGGAAGUGUCGGCAGAAGCGACGGCAACGACGGAAGCGGAUACGAACACCACCGGCACCGAGAAAAAGAAGAUGAACGGUUUGAGCUUCAGUGAACUGUGCUGCCUGUUCUGUUGCCCUCCAUGCCCCGGCCGCAUCGCAUCAAAGUUGGCCUUCCUGCCGCCUGAGGCCAGUUACGAUUUGAAACCGGAAGCCGAGAGCGCCAACAGCAAGUUCACCCUGACACUGUACGAUAAGGCCGAUUGGCAGUACAGCGACCGAGAAAAGGAGUGCUUGGAGGCAUUUUAUGCCCGGUCUUCCCGCGGCAACAGGAUCGCUUGCCUGUUCGUCAAAUGCAGCGCAAAUGCACGGUUUACCCUUCUCUUCUCACACGGAAAUGCUGUCGACCUCGGACAAAUGACGACAUUUUUCAUCGGUUUGGGUCAACGCAUCAACUGUAACAUCUUCAGCUAUGAUUAUUCCGGGUACGGCCAAAGUACCGGUAAACCAACGGAAAAGAAUCUCUACGCAGACAUCGACGCCGCCUGGCAUGCACUGCGCACUCGGUUCGGCAUUAGCCCGGAAAACAUCAUUCUCUAUGGGCAAAGCAUAGGCACGGUACCGACGGUGGACCUAGCGAGCCGAUACGAGGUCGGUGCAGUGAUUCUACAUUCCCCGCUCAUGUCGGGUAUGCGCGUCGCCUUUCCUGCCACCAAACGUACCUGGUUUUUCGAUGCAUUUCCUAGUAUCGAUAAGGUGCCCAAAGUAACUUCGCCCGUACUGGUGAUUCACGGCACCGAGGAUGAGGUCAUCGAUUUUUCCCACGGUAUGACAAUCUACGAGAAGUGUCCAAGGGCCGUGGAACCACUGUGGGUGGAGGGCGCCGGGCACAAUGAUGUUGAAAUGUACAGUCAAUAUCUGGAGCGGCUGAAGCAGUUCGUAUCGGUUGAGCUGGUCAACUGACAAAAACUUAACAAACGCGGAGGCGGCAGUGGUGGCAAGCGUAGCAAAGGCGAUGGUACCGGAACCGAAGGCAAAGACGAUGGCGAUAAUGCGGAGGAAGAGGAGGAUGAAGAUUUAAACACAGAUGAUGAAAUAUUAAAUGCAUCGAUUACAAUAAGCUCAAAUUCCACCAAUGAUGCAUCGACGAUUGAAAAAUUACUCUAGCAUCAGGGACCGGACGGGGUCAGCGAGAGUGAUCUCGUGGCCUCCGUCGCACCGAAGGCUGAUCCAGCCGCCCGUUCUGAAGGUGACGGGAGGGAUACAACUGAUGAGCAGCAGCAGCGUGAACCACCAACCGA
Messenger RNA from Anopheles coustani, 1982 nucleotides. RefSeq names its product alpha/beta hydrolase domain-containing protein 17B-like. The transcript is spliced from 4 exons. Gene Ontology annotation, molecular function: palmitoyl-(protein) hydrolase activity. Gene Ontology annotation, biological process: protein depalmitoylation. Gene Ontology annotation, cellular component: endosome membrane; plasma membrane. The coding region runs from base 775 to 1644 and encodes 289 amino acids. NCBI's taxonomy places the organism in Eukaryota, Metazoa, Arthropoda, Insecta, Diptera, Culicidae. The record is from RefSeq and is a predicted model, not a curated record.